Molecule: messenger RNA, 540 nt
Organism: Vicia faba (fava bean)
Lineage: Eukaryota; Viridiplantae; Streptophyta; Magnoliopsida; Fabales; Fabaceae
Source: the annotation of a GenBank genome assembly
AUGUCUUUCUCAAACAAACUAUCAUUGGUUUUAUUACUUUCUUCUUUUCUCAUCCAUGCAUCUUUUGCUGAGAUGAUAUGCGAGGAGUUACCGAAAGAAGUGUGUAGUUUCUCAAUAGCUUCAUCUGGGAAGAGGUGUUUGUUGGAGACAGAAAAAGGAGUGAAAGGUGAAAUUGAAUAUGAAUGCAGAACAUCGGAAGUUGUGGUGGAGAGAAUCUCAGAGUACAUAGAGACAGACCAAUGUGUUGAAGCAUGUGGUGUUGAUAGAACUUCUGUUGGUAUUUCAUCUGAUGCUUUCUUUGAGCCACACUUCACUGCCAAACUUUGCUCACCAUCUUGCUACCAAAAGUGUCCCAAUAUUGUUGAUCUUUUCUUCAAUUUGGCUGCGGGAGAGGGAGUGUUUUUGCCGGAACUAUGUGAGAAACACAGGAGCAACCCUCGUCGUGCUAUGGUUGAGCUUGUGAGUUCUGGAGCUGCAUUUGGACCCGUUUCUGCUCUUUCAGAAGACAUUGUGGUGGCACCUGCACCUUCUCCUCUUUGA